UACAAUUCCGCUGAGUUUGUAUUCACUACGGCAAUUAGGAGUUUUGACAGGAUAUUUUUAAAAAAUAAGUGUAGGCUAUUUUUUGUCAUCAGUUGUGAAGUUGUUGUAAUACAUGUGGGUGUUGUGGCUCUGUCACAUGGAAAUAGAAGUGUAACAUAUCGCUGUUACUUACGGAGUUCACCACAUCUUAAAAAAAGAUAUGGUGCUGUGUUUCUUAAUCCAUACGGUGUGUCCGAUCAACACACUGUCCGCUGGCGAGAGCCGGAUACUGUACUCGCGUGUAUUCGGACCGGAGACAGCAGAUGGCCGUGACUACACACCGGAGCAGAGACAACUGAUGCAGAAAGAGAAACUUCACGUGGUAACGAGGCAGGUGCGGAGUGCUGUGGCACUGAGUAGAGAGGCCUCAGGCAAUCCGUGUGUGGAGGCCGUGCUGGGUGAGGAGGCUGUGGCACUGGGUGAAGCAGAUAGAGGGGUGUUUUCUCUGGGUAAAGCAGAGCUGUUUCCAGAUCAAAUUGUUGUUCUGUGGCUGGGGGUGCAGUCUCUAGCAUUCACUCUGGUCUGCAGACCCCACGAGAAUCUUCUGCUUGCAGAGGGAACACUUCGCAACAUUGCACGUCAUUGUUUAGAGGAACUCCGUCUGCUGGGACCUGGUUCUGAGGUGUUGCUGAAAAGUGAUCGAGUGGACGCAAUGUUGCAGAGACUCCUUCCUCAUGGUCAGCUCCUCUUCUUAAACCAUCGUUUUGCCCUCAGCUUGGAUAAAGAGAUAUCAAGCUACAUGAGCAAAUGAGAGAGCCUGUGUAUUGGUAUAAUUACAUUGGCAAGUGUUUACCACAUAUUUUGAGUCAUGAAAUAAAAACUGUCUGUUAAAUCCAAGAUGCUCUGAUAUAGAUUACAGAAAUCACUUCUCCUCAGAAGGUGCAUUGCACACUGCUGCAGUUGUUUGCAAAGUAGAGUAUAACACCCACAAAGUGUAACACUGGUUAACUGGUUGUUCUCUAAGAGGAUACCAGAGGGCACAAGUUCUAAAACUCUGAUUCCACUUUGACAUUAGAUUAGAUGGAAAAGUAUGAUCCCACACACAAAAAAGCAUUGCCGCUUUUAAAAUCCAGGAGAGUGAUUCUGAAGGCGUAAAGAGUUAAUUCAAGUGAAUGCUGAACUUAUUUGGACCUUUCAACAUUUGAGAGGGGGCAUCUCUGUUGUGUGGCUUGUGCCAGAAACCUUGUUUUUUCCAUGCCCUUUACAGCCAUUUUAUUUGCAUAUGGGUUGUACAGCCUGCCAUCUGCCCAUUAACACUGUGAUAUCUCCUGGCAGAAUGAUUAGUGAGUACCUGGGUAACUUUUCAUAACUGAUCAUUUUAUACAUUUGUCCACCGAGUUUCUUGUUAAUGUAAUGCUGAAUUUAUAUUAAUACCGACUGGAUGUUUUAAAAUAAAACCUCUGGGUUUAUAUUUAUUUAGCUCUCCGCUAGAGGGCAGUGUUGCAUUUUAUUGUUUGCUCUAUAUUGUGUUUCAGUGAAGUGCAUAGCAUUUAGAAUAAUCCUCUAACACUUUCAUCUAAAAUAAUUCAACAGAUCACAGCAGUGUGCCUGCCAACAGAUUUGAGAUUGUUGAUUGACAAGGCCGUAUGAAGCUUUCAUAUCUAGGCCAACAGAGCAAUCACACAAUUCCAGAAAAUCCAUAUUUAGACUCUGUUUCCUCUAAUUUAACAAUUGACAAUUUACCUCGGUCACCAUGCUGCACUUGAAUUGAAUGGAGGGUGAGGAUGAAGUCCACUUAUUGUAAUUGUGAGGCCAGCAAGUGUAACUCACAAGUAUUGUGGUUCAGUAUGUUGACUUGUAAGUGCGAAUAGUUUCUCUUGUAAUCUGCCUUGUAUGUUGGUUGGUAUUCUGCCUGCAUCUAGCAAGACUAGAGCCCUGUUAUGACUAUAUUUCCAUAGCUGUGAAGAGCUGUUCAGUGACACACAUUUAGCAUAUUAACAUAGCAACAAAGUGACAUAUUACUAAAGUGUAUGCAGUCUGAUAAAACUGAAAUCUAUCACAGCAUUUACGUCACACUUUUAUCAUUACAUUUUUUUCCCUUCAAUAACAGCCUCUUUACAAAGCCUGCCUUACAUUGUCACAGACAGUAUCAAAACAAACUGUGCUGAAAUGUUAAGAUUAGAGAUCCUGUUAAAUAUAUGAUCUUAAGGCCCCAGUACACUCACAGAGAAGUUCUUUGUUCUUCACUCAGAGCCAAAAAAAAGUUCAAAACUGCUGAGCAACUACAAAACAUUAAUACACUGGCCACAUCACUGUGGGAGACGUGUAGAGGAGCAUUUAAAUACAAGGAGGAACAAGACUACAUUUAUAAUCAAUGACUUCAUGCCUCAUUCAAUGAUUACAAUUCACAAGCGAUCAGUAAAAGCUGCUUUUUUUAAUCAAUCGAUUAUUGUUUGAAGUAAUAUAUAUGCAGUAGAAAACGUAAUUUAUCUAGUUUACAUUAUGAAUUCAUGGUGCUUAUGCGCCAUAUGGGGCCAUGAUAUACUACUGCAAAGAUGUGUAUAUAAAAUAGUAAUAAUGGGCAGAUACAGACCAAAAACAAAUUAUAAAAAAUAACGAUAGAGGCAUAUCUUACUUAGGGGCACAUAAGUGAGGUAUUUUAUCAAACAACAGUGUGAAUGUACACUUGAGUAGAUUCCUUUUAUAGACAAAUAAAAAAUAAAAUCGCAUGACUUGGUCUUGGAAAAUGCCUCUACGCGAACGAUCAGAUGUAGGUAUAUUUGCACCAUCUGUCUAAUAAUGUCACACUGGUGUGUUCACGUUGACUGAUCCUAACUGAAUGAAGUGGAACCAGUGCCAUGUAUCACAAAAAAGAUGAACAAAUACUCGAUCCCAGGAUUGGUUUUAAUUUGACGAAACUUACCAAAUCCAAUCAGGCUUCAUUAGCGUUAAGUGGUAGCAAGACGCUCGUUACCAACUCACUCUAUCAACCCAGAGACAGUUUGAUCCCGAGGUUAUGAGGUCAUUAGUUCACGUGCGCGUUCACAUGAAUGACGCAAACAGCCUUCUGGUGUCAAAAUACUAUUUAGAAGUGAUUUUAAUAUCUCUUCUGUUCCUUUCUAUAAUCCAAUCGAUUCAGAUAUAGGUAAAAUUUGUCUGACCUCUUCUAGAAAUAACAAUAAAUAUGUACGGUCUUUGUUUCAGAAAGAAGUAUCUGUCCCAUAUGUUGUUUCAUACUGGAAUUCUUUUGUAAAUGAUAUUAACUGGAAAAAAGUAUGGACUAUUCCCAAUAAGUUUUUUGUUACAAACAAGGUCAAAGAAAUUUCUUUCAAAAUUAUCCGUAAGUAGGCUACUACCCUGCUAACCAUUAUAUGACGAAAUUCAAAAGGGACAUUGAUGUGAACUGUUCUUUUUGCGGAAAUCACCCUGAGACCACCCAGCACCUUUUUUGGAUCUGCACACACUCCACAACCUUCUGGAAAGACUUCUGCAGCUUUAUUAUGAAAGAACUUUACAAGGACUUUACUUUGAAGUGGGAAAAUGUUGUGUUUUUUUUUUUUUUUAGAAAACAAAGAUAUUUUCUUUAUUAUACAUUUACUAAUUGUGCAAGCUAAAUUCUAUAUCCACAAAUGCAGAUAUGUAAAACAAAAACCGGCCUUUAAACAUUUUUAUUGUGAUAUGUUAUCGUAUAUAAAAUUAAUUUGUGGUUCAUUGAACAAAAAGGAUAUGAAAACUAGAAAUAUUUGUAUAACUUACAAUUUGUUUGAAUGUAUGUGAUACCUAUCCCCCUGGCAAGGGUAAUAUUAAGUUGUA
Messenger RNA from Xyrauchen texanus (razorback sucker), 3792 nucleotides. It is a transcript of the gene ap5s1, whose product is annotated as adaptor related protein complex 5 subunit sigma 1. The transcript is spliced from 3 exons. Gene Ontology annotation, cellular component: lysosome; late endosome; AP-type membrane coat adaptor complex. Gene Ontology annotation, biological process: double-strand break repair via homologous recombination; endosomal transport. The record is from RefSeq and is a predicted model, not a curated record. Lineage: Eukaryota; Metazoa; Chordata; Actinopteri; Cypriniformes; Catostomidae. The coding region runs from base 200 to 790 and encodes 196 amino acids.